AUGGUGUCAGCGGGCUGUGCUCGAUGCAAGCAAAGGCGUGUCAAAUGCGACGAGACAGUACCCAAUUGUUUAAAUUGCCUCCGAGGUGGCGCCAAUUGCCCGGGGUACCGCAGGUCGGUCAAGUGGUCAGGAAAGCACGAGGUUCUCCGAAGUGGAAUUCAGCGUUCGGCGGCGGGAGAUAGCAUGGAACCCUUCUGGAACGUUUUCGAAGAGGGAGCUUUACGACUUCAUGCUGUAUUGGUUGCUGAGGCCGCGUCUAUGCCUCGCGAGGCGGUAUCCUCGUCGCCGAGGAGCAUUGUGAGCGAGCCUGUAGGGACCAUAUUAGGUCAAGAGCAUGAUCUAUUUGGAACAGGACUUUCUGAGAUGAAUGCACCGCCGGAAUUCCUGCCAGAUGCUGACAAUAUGGGUUGGCUGGGAUGGGUAGGCGAGCAGUCUGGUGCUGAGUUCCUCAUGACGACAUCUCCUGGCCAUGUCCCUGACCCAACCGACUACACACAAUCUUUCGAUAUCGACAUUAGGAUCUGUGAACCAAACCCCGAAAAUGAGCUGAGACAUGAGAUCAAUCCAACGUGCCACUCGCUAUCAUCGAUCAACUCACGAGAAGAUAGCCUAGUCAGGUAUUAUUUUUCUCUGGUCUGCGUUAUAAACUCCGGUUUCGACUCGCCUCAGAAUCCCUUCCGCAUGGUACUAGCCGACAUGAUCUGGACUCAUCCCCUGAUACUAAACUGCAUGCUUUCUAUGUCCGCUGCUCAUCUCUAUCAGCGACAGAAUGUCUCGUCAACAGAGGCACUCCAGCAUCGCACGACAGCGAUAUCUGUCCUAUCUUCAGAAAUUUCGGAGCCAUCGAGUAAGAAUCCAUCUGGGUAUGAAUCGCGCUUGAUAAUUGCUCUAUUGGGCACCAUAUUGCUUGGAACAACCUCUUCAUGGCAUGAUGCCUCGUCGACCGACACGUCGUUUCUUUUCGGGGCACGUGCUCUAUUAAAAGAAUUGACACUGAAUUACGAUUCUGCAUUUGAGCACUAUUUCACUACAGAUCGAUGUCGUUCCUCUCCAACAGUCAGGUUUAUGAUCGGAAUUGUAGCAUAUUGGGAAGCUAUAUCCUCUUUCCACAUCGAUCAAGAGCCAUCGGCAGUUGAAUAUCUUUUUCCAUUGUGUGAUUGGGUAGAAUCUCAAGGCUCACAACCACAUCCGUGGACGGGCAUCAGUACUCCAUUAUUUGUGUACAUGGCCCAGGCAGGAUCUAUCACUCGCCAAGAACGCCUGGUGCAUCGCAUUCGCACGGAAUCAUCUUCAGACGAUACCAAACGAACAUUCAGAGCUACGCUUUUGAGGAGCGCAAGGCGUGUCAUCGACAAUGUCCGGCAGUAUAAGACACCACCUGCCGAGCAGUUCGAAGAAACGUGUGACACCCAGACGCCGAUGCACCAUUUUCAGACCAUUGCCCAGGUAUAUCAGCUCUCUAUUAUUCUGGAAUUAUUUCGAGUAUUUCCCGAAUUAGUGGGCGAUGGAAAAAAUAUUUUAUAUGACGCGGGAGGCAUACCAAUCGCCGGAUCUACUACGGAAUCAGCAAGCCAAAGGUUUGGGGUGAUGGUCAGUCUUGCGACUAAUAUUUUGACUCUUUUAUCUUCAUUACCUGAAUCCUCGGGCACAAGAGCCAUUCAAUUACCCGCUCUUAUAAUUUCUGGUAGCGCUUUGCAGUAUCUUACCGAAGAGAAUACGAGCAUUCUUCCGGAAACAGGAAACGCAUAUCAGGGUGUCGCCUCCUUAUUCAGCAGGAAAGCUGUUGUUUUGCACUGGAGAACCGUGGUAAUCGAUAGACUGAAGAUGUUAGACCGCUACGUUGGACUGGACCCGGUAGAUCGCGGAAUAAAGAUUAUGGAGCAUGUAUGGCUAAAAGCUGAUAUGUUGGCCGAGCGGAAGCAACGGAGCACGGUUCAGGACAUCACCAUGGUUCACUGGGUGGAUGUUAUGUGGGAUAUGAAAUUAGAAACUAUGCUUGGAUAA
Messenger RNA from Clonostachys solani, 2004 nucleotides. Lineage: Eukaryota; Fungi; Ascomycota; Sordariomycetes; Hypocreales; Bionectriaceae. The record is from the annotation of a GenBank genome assembly.